Messenger RNA from Thermothelomyces thermophilus ATCC 42464, 4482 nucleotides. RefSeq lists its product as uncharacterized. Gene Ontology annotation, molecular function: metal ion transmembrane transporter activity. Lineage: Eukaryota; Fungi; Ascomycota; Sordariomycetes; Sordariales; Chaetomiaceae. Gene Ontology annotation, biological process: transmembrane transport; metal ion transport. Bases 476 to 4207 code for a protein of 1243 amino acids. Gene Ontology annotation, cellular component: membrane. The record is from RefSeq and is a predicted model, not a curated record. The transcript has 7 exons.
GGGCGUUCCAUCGUGAUCGCAGCUUGUCAGGUUAAGCGGACUUCAUCGCGCCCAAUUUGGGCUUCGCGCCCCGCCUCGCGACCAAUCGAGAGCUUACAUGCAUACGCUAAGGUUACAACCGAAGCCAGCCCCCAGCAACCCAUGACCGAUCUCAUCGUGUACUGUACACUAUGUGCAUAACUUGUACAGUACAUGCAUUGUGGAAUCCAGGGGGUUGGGUAAGGGGGGAGAGAAUUCGGGCGUUGCCGCCCACGGCAACGACCCAUGGCGCAAGGAGCCUUGCCGCGUCCCGCUUUCUCGGCUGACUUUGGUAGCGCGCAGAAAUCCUGAGAACAUGGUGGUACUCCGUAUUUCGAGCGCCCAUUUCGUCCUCCAGGAACGACCCUUUUUUUGGUCCGACCAGGCCUGAUCUCAGUUCUCGACAGUGAGCGUUCUGCGAGCGCGGGAGUUGCGCCCAAGCGGCCGACGGAAUUUGAUGGAUCCAAACAACAGCCAAAACAACCCCACCCAUAGGGCUGAAGUCGCACCAGGAGACACCGCUGGUGUUCCCGCUGGUGCUGUUGCUGCUGCUGCCGCCGCGGCCGCGGCCGUUGCCGUUGGCCACGUUCAAGCCAAGGACUUCUCGGCAACAGCUUCCGGUGACAGUGCCACCAUAAAGGAACACACAAACCAGGCUCGCCAAAGCCCAGGAAACCAGCCUGCUCCGGCCAGUUCGGCCGACGACGACACAGGACCCCGCUUUGUGGCAGUCGACGGCGAUGUGGGCGGCCCCGGUCCCAAUGAAACCUUUGUCGAUGUUAUCGCAGUGCCUUGUCCGGGUGCUGACCCGAUCGAUACCUGGACCGUUGGCGUCGAGCCUUGGUCUAACACCAGCAACCCCAGCGAUGCUGGAUCACGCAGUUCGUUGUACAGACCUGGCCCGUGGGUCACAAGGAACUUGCGCAAGGCAGCUAGCAUUGCGAGAGUCUUUCUCUACAGGCAUCGCUCACUAGAGAAUGGCAUGACUCUGAGGUCGUUGGCAAGAGAUCUGUUGGACAAGGUGGAACAGAUCCGUAAUGUGUCUAUCGCGCGGCCUCUAUUCUUCGUCGGCCAUAGUAUUGGUGGCUUAGUCGUCAAGGAGGCAUUAGUCUUGGCCAAAGGGUCUCCCCAAUACCGGACGAUAGUGGACAACUGCUACGGUGUUAGUUUCUUCGGCACGCCGCACAGGGGUUCGAGUUACAUGUCCAUGAAGAACCUUAAGGAGAGUAUCCGAGAGCUUCUUCGCCUACAAGCACCCCUUCCUCGGUCGUUGACGGAUGAAAUUAACGUCCGAAAUACGGCCUUAACUGAUCUCCAUGACCAGUUUGUGGACAUGGCGAGCGAGUUUCGCCUCUGGUCAUUUUACGAAACUCGGGAGUCGUUGCUUUCAGGCUCAGCUGGAUUCUCCAAUGAGGUGCAGUUCGGAGUCCCGUUGGUAUCGGUCAAGUCUGCACUUCUCGACGUCUGGCAGGAAGACGUCUUUGCAGUCGACAGCGAUCAUGCCCACCUCGCUUCGUUUGGGCCGACCAACGUGCGCAUCAUGGACUCGUACCUCGCUGAUUUCGCCCAGGCCAUUGAGAGAGCAGCGAAACUUAGCCUCGCCCAUCCUCACACGCCGCUUCAUUUGAGGUCGCUCGUCAAGGUUGAGGUCAUUGGUUUUUACGAGGACCCAGACGCGGUGUUGGCAUCCCCUCGGCAGCAGCAAGGCGGAGAGAAUGGCUCCGUCAUCCGCCUCUAUUCCACGAAAUACCCUUACAAGGAGUUCCUCAAAAAGGGGCCAGAUCGUUGCCUCGCCGAACGGCUCCUCAAAGGACAUAAGAGGCGGCCUAGCCAGCGAAGCAUUGGCGAUGACGCCGAGGAAGAGCGCUCGACUCGACAGCCCAGGGAAGAGCAUGCCGUGCCCAGCCUCCCGCGUCAUCAGACUGAUGCGACGCAAAGCAGCGACUCGCCAGAGAUUGUCAUCACGAGUCCGCUAGAAAGACCACCGCUGCUGAGGGUACCGGCCCAGUCAGAACCGAGCGUUCGCCCCUCGAGCCCCGAGAGCGAGGCGAGUGUCAGCACCACCGUGUCAGAUCCAGUUCUGCCGUUUAGCCACAAUUUUACCGAAGAGGACGCCCACACUAUUGACUUGCUAGCUAAACAGCAGGCGAAGCUGCUGAUGAAGGAGCAUGGACUCUCCGCCACCGCUGGUUUCUCCAGGCCUAGUCCAUCGCUGAGAAAGUUCAUGUGGGUCCAUACGCCGUUCAACAAUCCCGUCUGGGUCAAGGAAAUCUUUGCUACUCUGUCAAGGACUCAAGGGUUGGAUUUCUCGCGGCUCUUUGAUUACGAUAAUUGGGUGUCGAAGCAGGUCCAGAACCGAAAUUCCGACUCGCAGCCUGCGUAUCUCAAAGCAACCUGCAAGUACCUCUCGGCUGCAGACCGUCCGGGCUCGCCUCGGAUCCCUUCGCCUCGGUUCAGCCCUCCCAAUAUGGGAAUCACGCCCAACUGCUUCUACCUCUACCUCCCUUAUCUUCACUUUGAUACGUAUCACAGCAUGGUCCGUCGUCGAAAACUGAUCGCGAAGCGCCGGAGCCAUGGGAGAGCAAAGCCUGUGCCCAAAUGGGUCGAGGAGGAGAACCUCGAGCUCAAGAUGAUCUGGGAGUAUAUUGGGUUCGACCCACCCUUGAAUUGCCGACGGACCUUGGACCAGUUCGGACACGGCUCCCUGAGAGACACCCAUUCGCGGGACGAUGACCAGAUGCUGUACAAGCUCACCAAGAAGGACACUCAUUCCCCAUGGAAGCAGAUGGGAGAUUGUAGCUCAACACGAUCGCUCGCUGGGCACCCCCUGGAUUCUCCGAGGGAGUCCUCGUCAAGCCUCUAUAGUGACGCAGAUGCUGAGAUUGGGGCGGAUCCCGGGUCCGAGCUCAAGGAUGGUCCUGUCCUUAUGGUCGACCAGUUAUGGCUCUGGUCUAUCGACAUGAACACCUUGGUAACGUUUUUCUCCAAGCGAGAAUCAAGCCCAACCGAGGGGACGCUUUUCCAGCAGGCGGAUCUGCGAAGCAGCGUCUACAACGAGCUGAAUGGCGAUCUAACGGGAAGAACUGAAAACACUCUGGACCUCGCGGCGUUGAUCGUGUGGCACGCCGUGACUGUUCUUCUCGACCGAUCCACGCACCCUGAUCUCGAGGUAUUCCGCAUCUUUGACGAGGCCAUCGGUAUGCUGGCGGAGAGGAUGACCCUGAACAUGAAACAAUUCCGGAUUAACGCUCUUCACUUGGAUGCCGGGGAUGAUGAUGACGAGUCGGACGAUUCGGACAUGGAGGCGGAGAGCCCGUCAGCAAUUAAGAAGCGGCACAGGCGCGAGCUUGAACGAGCGGAACGUGAAAAUAGGGAAAACACAUCAGCACUGCUAGAACUACGCGACCUAGAAGACGAGUUGACGACACUCCAGAAGCUCUUUGAGAUGCAGGACUCGACCGUUCGCCAGAUGAAGGAAAUAUAUACGAGCAAGGAGUUCAACGAGGUUACCAAGGCUGGGCAGGAACACCUCGAUGAGGCGCUCGACUAUCUGGACGAUUUCAGGCAGCAGACCGCGGAGAUGCUCAGGAGAGUGGAAGUCACGAGGAACGAUUACGAGAAAAUGCUUGAGAUGGCACAGCGUCAAGCGCAGGUCGACGAGGUCCGCUGGUCGCGUCUGCAAGCCGAACUUGCAUCGAGCCAAAACCUUUCAGUCAUGAUCUUCACCACGUUCACCGUCAUCUUUUUGCCCCUGACCUUCUUUACCGGGUUGUUUGGCAUGAAUACGACCGAGUGGCAGGACGAGAAUAUUCCCAGCCUGAAGGAGAUUGGUGCUAUCUCGCUCCCAGCAUCGUUUCUGCUGAUCGUGUUGUCGCUGGUGGCGGCCUUCAGCUGGCGCGUGCAGAGCGCCUUUAAAACGACGUACAAGGGAAUCAAGACGUCGUGGAAGGUGCUCAAGGGUCUAUACUCCGAGCGACUGGAGCCGACGUGGAGGAAGGAGGCCAAGAGAAGAAAGAGGGAAGAAAAAAGGAGGCGGCACAAGGAGCAGAUGAUGGCGCCGGACGACCAGAGCUACGACUUCUGGGCCAUGGUCAAGAGGCAGCAGAGAGCGGUGAGGACGCAGAUCCCGAUACAAAACGUCAACGGGUCGCCGACGGGGGAUGACUGGAUGAAGCGGAAGAUGUUAUGAGAUAUCAGCUGCCACGUUAGCCCAUAUAAUAGGCUCUUUGGAUGGGAUGCCGACGGCCUCUGGACGCUUGGAACGGACUGCGUCUACGAACGAGGCUGCGAGGACACCUCGUUUAUCAUGCAGCAGGUGUUUUGUUCCCACGUCGAUAUUUAUUUUACCCUGUUGACAGAUUCCAUUCCUUUCGAACCCAAAAAGGAAGGCAGCCCAACACGUGCUUACCCAAGUAUAUCUUUGCCAGACGUGCUUAAUGUGCAUACCACUCCUUCCCUCCCUGU